Cannabis sativa is the source of this 3262-nucleotide messenger RNA. RefSeq names its product two-component response regulator-like APRR1. Gene Ontology annotation, molecular function: protein binding. NCBI's taxonomy places the organism in Eukaryota, Viridiplantae, Streptophyta, Magnoliopsida, Rosales, Cannabaceae. The record is from RefSeq and is a predicted model, not a curated record. Gene Ontology annotation, biological process: phosphorelay signal transduction system; cytokinin-activated signaling pathway. Bases 923 to 2671 code for a protein of 582 amino acids. The transcript has 6 exons.
GAAAAGAUCUCAGAGUGACGUGGCCUUUUUCCCAUCAAUACCAAACUAUCCAGACAAUCUAGCCAGAGCGCCUCUCUCUCUUCCCUCUUGCACUUUUUCUCUCUCCUUAUGGCCUUUUUCUCCGUUCUCUCCUCACCACAUCCACCACCUCUUCACUUUUACUAAAAUGCACUGCGGAAACACUACGCACCCUCUUUGUCUAUGCCCUUCAUCCAAUCACCAUCCCUCCUUUCCAAGGCGCACAUUAGCGAGGGUCGGUAUCGCAUUUAUUUACUCGUAGAAAAAUAAAAAUUAUUUAAAAUAACAAAACACAAAUAUCUCAAAAUAUCAAUAAACAACUAACUUUAUCAUCGGGUUGCUUGAUAUUUGUAAAGCUUGUACAUAUAUAUUUUCUUCGGAGGAAAAGACUUCGUAGGAUUGGUUGGAUGGCCCGAAUGUUUUGCGCUGUGUCGGAGGGAUUCGCUCACUGCUAACCUGCGCCGCUCGCCGGAGAGCGAUCUGUCUCCGGCCGUCGAAUCUUCGAUUGAGGUCUCUCUUUUGUGGACAGUUUCGAUCGAUAGAGGAGUUCGAGUUUAUUUAAUUGCUCUAUAAAUAAUAUAUUUAGUUUUUCAUUUACUGGAAGGGCGAAUGGAUUGGGGUAAGGGAGUGAGCAUGGAGCUUAAUGGGGCUGGAAAUGGUUUGGAGUGUGAGUGAGUGCUAGGACGUAUUUGGUCUUCUUUAAUGGAGGUUCUGUUUCGUAGCUCAGUUUUGAAAACCCUAAUCAUGAGUUGGAGGGCCACAGAUGAUGAGAGCGGGAAGAGAAGACGGAUUUUGGAUCUUUAAUGGAGGUUCUGGUUCGUAGUUCAGUGUUUGCAAUCGAGGAGAGUUAUAUAUUGUUGAUCGUGUGAAUUGGAGCAGUAUUGGUGUUGUUUAUUGAGUUGAUAUGGAGCGUAAGCAGCUGAAUUUGAACAAAGACUGUGAUGUUGUUGGCGGCGGCGAUGGCCUCGGUGGUGGUGCUGGCCCUGGUGAUGGAUUUAUCGAUAGGAGUAAAGUGAGGAUAUUGCUUUGCGAUAGUGAGACAAAUAGUUCAAAAGAGGUCUUACCACUUCUUUUGAAAUGCUCUUAUCAGGUGAUUUCUGUGAGGACUGCUAGACAGGUAAUUGAUGCACUGAAUGCAGAGGGACCUGAUAUAGACAUCAUACUUGCUGAUCUCGACCUUCCUAUGGCUAAAGGCAUGAAAAUGCUGAAGUACAUCACUCGGGAUAAAGACUUGCGACGCAUUCCUGUGAUCAUGAUGUCAGCACAAGAUGAGAUCUCUGUUGUUGUGAAGUGCUUGAGGCUUGGAGCUGCAGACUAUCUUGUAAAGCCUUUACGAACUAAUGAACUUUUGAACUUGUGGACACACAUGUGGAGGCGAAGGCGCAUGCUUGGACUUGCUGAGAAAAACAUCUUGAGCUAUGAAUUUGAUCUGGUGGCAUCAGACCCUAGUGAUGCAAAUACCAACAGUACUACUUUGUUCUCAGAUGACACAGAUGACAAGUCACGCAAAAACACCAAUGCAGACAUAGGAAUAUCUUCUCAUCAGGAGGAUGGAGAAACUGCUGCUACUGCUUCUAUAGAGCCUCGCACCAAUAUAUUGGAAUAUCGAUUCGAUGUUCAAGGAAUUACUAACAUCCAAACAGGGAAAUUUUCAACUGGUGGCCCAAAGAAAAGCGAAUUAAAGAUUGGAGAGUCAUCUGCUUUUUUUACCUAUGUGAAAUCUAGCAUAAUCAAGAACAACUCUCAAGCAGUUGCCCAUGCUGAAGCCCAUGCUGCCCAACAAUUGAGAUUUGGGGAGAAACGUCAAGCGUGUGAUAACACAGAGGUAGUUGAUACCCAAGCACAUGAAAAUGGAGAAGCAUGGGAGAGUUAUUCACAGGGAGAUGACAUGCCAAGCAGCACUAGUUUCCCCGAUUCUCAUUCAUUGGAGAGAUCUUGUACCCCCCCUACGCAGAUGGAACUUCCAAAUGAAAAUAACAUUUUGAAAGAGAGAUUUUCCAAAGUGCAAGUGCAUCAUGAAAAUGGAGUGCAAGUGCAUCAUGAAAAUGGAGUACAAAUGCAUCAAAGAAAUGGUCCUCGACACGAGGACUCUAACGUACCUGCUCAAGCUGCGUAUCCAUAUUGUAUGUCAGGGGUUGUUAAUCAAGUUAUGAUUUCAUCAUCAGCUCAAAUAUGUCAAAAAAAUCCCCAUGAGUUGCAGAAUCAUGCUACUACAGUAAUGAUGCCGCAGUACAAUCAUCUUCAACAAUGUCCUCCUCAUCUAGCUGCUGGGAUGACAUCAUUCCCCUAUUACCCAGUCAGUGUUUGCUUACAACCGGGUCAGAUGCCUACAAAUCAUUCAUGGCCCUCUUUUGGAAAUUCAUCUUCCCCUGAAGUGAAAUUAAAUAAGGUUGAUAGAAGAGAGGCUGCAUUGAUAAAAUUUAGGCAAAAAAGGAAGGAGCGCUGUUUUGAUAAAAAGAUAAGGUAUGUUAAUCGAAAACGUCUUGCUGAAAGAAGGCCUCGUGUUCGGGGCCAGUUUGUGAGGAAGGUUAAUGGUGUAAAUGUGGAUCUUAAUGGCCAACCUGGUGCUGCUGAAUAUGAAGAAGAUGAAGAGGAUGAUGAGCCACUUGCAUCUAUGGAUUCUACACCCGAAGAAGGUGGUUCUGGAUACUGAUAUCAAGUUGCUGGUCGAGGGAGGAUGCUUCUAUGUCAUAAGAUGCGAUACUUCCUUUUCUCUUGUUUAAAUUAUCUUGUGGAAUUUUUGCAUCUUUACCUGCUCGCUGGGAAUGGUGGGGCAUGAAUUUAGGGGAAUGCAUCAUUGAGAGGGAACACAGAUAGAUGAAUUUGGAAGCAAAUGAAGGAAAUCAAAUGUUGGGAUACUUAAGUUGGCACCAGGUGAGAGUUCUCGAACCAAAUAUUUAUGCAAAAUAUUGUAUGAUUCAGAAAUCGUCCACGCUGCAAUUGCAAGCAGUUUGCUCUGAAUCAAAUCGUUGUUUAAAAAUCAAAUCUAGUAGAUGGUUCUUCUACUUCUUCCCAUUCUUACUGACAAACUGUCGAAAUUUCUCAAAUGCAUAAAUUUUAAUAUGUAAUGAAUUUGGUAUUAGUGAAACAUAUUUAAGGUUAUGUUUUUGUUUCGCCAUUCCUUCUUAUCCACACCUGUAGCCAACCUGUAUGGAACAAACUCGUUUAACGAAGAUCCGUAUCUUAAGCUAUGUUGUAUACAUUUAUAUCACUCUUUCAAAUGAUUAUAUAUCGACUUUAAAAA